Culex pipiens pallens (northern house mosquito) is the source of this 6955-nucleotide messenger RNA. RefSeq lists its product as uncharacterized. Lineage: Eukaryota; Metazoa; Arthropoda; Insecta; Diptera; Culicidae. The record is from RefSeq and is a predicted model, not a curated record. The coding region runs from base 671 to 6475 and encodes 1934 amino acids. Gene Ontology annotation, molecular function: nucleic acid binding. Gene Ontology annotation, biological process: DNA integration. The transcript has 2 exons.
CGCAACUGGCCACACUGCUGUCGGACAAAGUGCGACGAGGCCAAUUCCCUUCGCGGCGGACGACGAGCUGACACUUACAACAAACGGAAUAAAAAGAAAGUAGGCGAUUAAAUGAUAGCUAUUGUAGAACGGUGUGCUUGAUAAGUCUUAUCGGUCGUGAUCGCAGGUGAAUUUAGGGUUUGUCAGGGGCGCAAUCGUAUAGUUUAAAGUUAAAAUUAUCAUCUUGAGUUUCUGCAAACCGAUAAAUGCUGUUCAAUUAGGGCCAGACCCGCGGAAAAACGCGUGUGCGAAGAUCUAAACGAAGAAUAGAUUUCUUCACUAAGCCUAGAGAAGCAGCUCCACGCAACCCGCGCGCUAGGGUAAAGAGGGAAAUUGUCAGCCAGUAGGAGAUUUCCUUGAACGCGUGAGUCCUCCACUAUUUCAAUGCGGUUUGAUGAAAAUAUUUAAUAUUUAUGAAUUAACAGGAAUAACUUUCACUACAACUAACUCGCAGUGUCUCGGUGGUAAAGGAGAGGAAAAAAAAAACCAAAUUUGUGAGUAAGACCGAUGUAAACAAAUGAAUUCCCACUAAAAUAAACGGUCUCCUUGCAGUUUGAGUUGCUGCUAACAAAAUCGCCAGCUACUACGAAACAUUGGUUUUGUAUCCGAACAAAAUCUCAAAAAAUUUGUGAUGUCGGAGACUCCGCAAACCACCGACAACGAGCUGGAUCUGACCACAACACCGUGUGGAAGCUGCAACCAGGUCUCCGUGGAGAACGAAAAGAUGAUUGGCUGCGACGGUUGCAGGCGCUGGUUCCACUACCGGUGUGUCGGGGUGACCGACGCGGCUAAGAAGACGAAGAAUUGGUACUGCGUGGACGAGGUUUGCCAGAAGGUCAAGAAGUCGCGAAAGAAGGAAAAACCUGACCCGCUCACCCUGGAACAAAAGCGCAAAGCACAAGAAGAAGAGCAGAAACGCCAGGAGCAAGCUCUCGAAGAGGAAAUGAUGUUACUUGAGGAAAGAAGACUGUUUCAGAAGGCGUUGGCGGAAAAACGAAGUCUGUUGGAAGAAAAGCUACGCGAAAAGGAAGAAGAAGAUCGAAAGGCUCGUCAGGCGGAAGCUCUGAAGAGGAAGAAGGAUUUUGUGCAGCGGUUUAAGUCGGAGCAAUCAUCAUUUGAGAAGGAGAUGACCGAGCUCGAAAAGGAGUUGGAAGAUCUCAAGGCAGCAGACGCGACGAUCAUCAAAAAAGAUAAAAGCGGGACUUCGGGAAAGCCAUCAAACCUGGAGAAAGAACCUGAAAGCGGUGCAGAGGCCGAUUCGGAGCUAAGCUCAGACGAGAUACUGAAAGACGCGAAUGCUGAAAGUACACGGAGGGAUCUCAAACAUGGAAAAAAAGUAUCGCGACUCGGGCAAGGAUCGAUACAGAUUGGACCUACUAAAGCACAACUCGCAGCAAGAAAUGGUAUAUCUAAAAAGCUUCCUGAUUUUGCGGGUAAUCCGGAAGAAUGGCCGCUGUUCUACGGAGCGUACUGUGCAUCCAACGAGGCAUGUGGAUACACGGACGUCGAGAAUUUAGUACGUUUGCAAGACAGCUUGAGGGCGCCAGCUCUGGACUGGGUACGGGGGAAACUAAUCCUACCACAGUCGGUGCCGCUAGCCAUCGCCAAGUUGCAGCAAAUGUGUGGGCGCCCUGAACAGCUUCUGCAAAGCUACCUCGAUAAGGUCCGCAAAUUGGAACCCCCCAAAGCGGACAAGCUCGCCAGCUUUAUUCCGUUUGGCAACGCAGUGGAGCAGCUGUGUGAGCACCUAGAAGCAGUUAAACUGAAGCAACAUCUCGCUAAUCCGCUGCUCAUUCAAGACCUUGUCGACAAGUUGCCCGAUGGAGAGAAACGACAGUGGAUCCGGUUCAAACGCCAUGCAAAAGAAGUCACGCUCCGGACGUUCACGGAUUUCUUGUCUGAGAUUGUUGCUGACGCAUGCGAGGCUAACGUUAGUAUGGAUUCUAAGCACACUAACAAAGCUUCCUCUAGCGGCCAAGGCGGAAAACAAUUCCACAGGGAGAAAGGAGCAAUGUACCACCACAGCGAAGAGGAGAAUGCGAGCACCAAGACAAACGACGACCGGAGAAAAUUCAAGCCCUGCAAAAUUUGUCACGGUACAGAUCACCGCCUACGGAAUUGCCCUGAAUUCAAGAAGCUCCAGUAUGCAGACAGGGUUAAGGUGGUGAAUCACUGGAAGCUUUGCAGCGUGUGUCUAAACGACCAUGACGGAGAGUGUACGUUCAGAACACGCUGUAACGUGGGCUUGUGUAAAGAACGGCACAAUCCGCUGAUGCACCCGAUAGAUCGUGUGGAAGGGCUGAGCGCACACAUCAGAACGAAAGCUGCGAUGAUGUUCCGUAUGCUCCCUGUUCAACUUCACUACGGAGGACGAGCAACAACCGUUCUUGCUUUCCUAGACGAAGGCUCGUCAAUUACGCUGGUUGAAAGACAGCUGGCGGACAAUCUCGGAAUCGUAGGCGUAGAGGAGAAGCUGACCAUAAACUGGACAGCUAGUAUCAGGCGUGAGGAGAAAAAUUCACGUAGGAUGAAUCUGUGGGCGUCAGCAUCCGAUGGAGGAAACAAGCUGCUGCUUCAAACCGUCCGAACAGUCGAGAAGCUAAUGUUGCCGUAUCAGAAGUUGGAUUUCAAAACCCUCGCCAAGAAAUACCAGCACAUGAAAGGAUUGGAAGUAGCAUCUUACGACGGUCAACCCGGACUUCUCAUCGGUCUCAACAACGUCCACGCCUUUGCCCCAAUCGAAGCAAAAGUUGGCGCAAUGAACGAGCCGAUAGCGGUACGAGGCAGGCUUGGAUGGACCGUAUACGGACCUCGUCAGCUGAACGCUCCCUCCAGCGAAGGUUUUCUGGGAGUUCAUCACGAAAUCACAAAUGAAGAAAUCCAUGCACUGUUGAAGAGCCAUUAUGCGGUAGAAGAGUCGGUUGUGGCAACGGUUCUGGAAACGACCGACGAAAAAAGAGCUCGGGAAAUCAUGGAGCAGACCACGAGAAGAGUCGGCGACCGGUUUGAAACCGGAUUACUAUGGAAGUCGGAAGAUCCUCGCUUUCCAAACAGUCUACCCAUGGCUAUGGGAAGAAUGAAGAAUCUCGAACGGAAAUUGGAGAAGAAUCCGGACCUGCGCGAAAAUGUUUGUCGUCAAAUAGAGGAGUACCAACUUAAAGGAUACGCACACGUGGCAACGCCGGAAGAACUUGCCAAUACCGAUCCGGAAAAGACGUGGUAUCUCCCGCUAAAUGUCGUUACUAAUCCCAGAAAACCGGGGAAAUAUCGGCUGGUGUGGGACGCUGCCGCGACAGUCCAAGGUGUUUCCCUAAACUCUCAACUGCUGACGGGACCCGACUUACUCGUUCCGCUGAUCCAGGUGAUCGUGGGUUUCCGUGAGCGGCCGGUUGCGUUCGGGGGCGAUAUACGCGAGAUGUAUCACCAGUUAAGGAUUCGCAGAGGAGAUACACAAGCGCAGCGUUUUUUGUUCCGGAAAAACUUCAAGCAGCCGGCUAUUCACUUCGUGAUGGACGUGGCAACUUUCGGCGCCGCCUGUUCACCAAGUUCUGCGCAGUUCGUCAAGAACAAGAACGCCGAGGAGCAUGCUCUCCAGUAUCCUGAAGCCGCCGCCGCCAUAAUCAACCGCCACUAUGUGGACGACUAUUUUGACAGCGUGGACACCAUCGAAGAAGCAGUGAAACGCGCAGGAGAGGUGAAGAUGAUCCACAAGAACGGCGGGUUCGAGAUACGGAACUGGGUAGCCAAUUUACCCGAAGUUCUGCGACGUCUAGGAGAAGAAAAACCAGCAUCACACGUGCACUUCAGCAGGGACAAACAGACUAGCAACGAAAGAGUGCUGGGGAUCAUCUGGGACCCGGACAUGGACGAAUUUGCCUUCUCGGUGCAACACAGACCAGAAUUGAUGGCGUACCUGUACGAGGACAAACGGCCCACGAAGCAGAUCGCGUUGAGCUGGGUGAUGGGGUUUUUUGAUCCUUUGGGUCUGCUGUCCCCUUUCACAAUUCAUGGAAAAAUACUCAUUCAGCGUCUGUGGCGACAAGGAUGCGAUUGGAAGGAUGAGAUCGACGAUGAGAGCUGGCGCUUGUGGAAACGCUGGGUUGGUUUGCUGCCUCAAGUGGAGAAGCUUAGAAUACCGCGCGGCUAUUUCGGCUCUACCUUGUCAACCGAGAUCGAUUCGUUGGAAAUACACAUUUUUACCGAUGCCAGCGAACACGCGUACGGCUGUGCCGCUUUCUUUCGAGCCGUUGUCGGCGGGACGGUCAAAUGCAGCCUGAUUAUGUCCCGUGCGAGGGUGGCGCCGCUCAAGCGACAGUCGAUUCCGCGACUGGAACUAGAUGCAGCCAAACUCGGUGCGCGAUUAAAGCACACUGUAUUGGGGAUGCACUCCCUGCAGGUCGGCCGCUGUGUGAUGUGGACGGACUCUCGGACGGUUUGCAGUUGGCUGCGUGCGGACCAGUACAAGUAUAAGCAGUACGUAGCGUUCAGAGUUGGUGAAAUCUUGGAGUUGACGAGCGUUAUGGAAUGGCACUGGGUGUCGACUAAAUACAACAUAGCCGAUGUUCUCACCAAGUGGGGUCGCACUGGACCACCGCUGGCAAGCGACAGCGAAUGGAUCAGCGCCCCCUCGUUUCUGUAUCAACCUCCAGGAGGAUCGUUAAUCUCGGAGCUGCCGUUCUGGGAGACUGACGAAGAUGCGAGGAGCGUAGUGCUGUUUCACAACUUGAUCAACGUAUGCGCCGUAUCGAAGUGGUCAAGCUUGGUAAGAGUAACCGCAAACGUAGUUCGUUUCAUAGAAAAUUGCCGGCGCAAACGCAUGGGUCUCCCGAUAAUCACUACGCGGGUCACCUACAACUAUCGAGAGCUGAUCAAACGAAAAACACCCACAAUCCUGUUGCCCCUGCAGCAGGAAGAGUUUCAAAAAGCGGAAGCUAUUCUGUGGAAGCAGACCCAGUUUGAAUGCUUUCCAGAUGAAAUGAGUACUCUAACGGCGAACCUGAACCUCAAGCCCGGACGAAGCCCUGCCAAAAUCGAGAAAUCAAGUGUACUGUUCAAACUCGGCCCGAGUUUGGACGAAAACGGCGUACUGCGGAUGACCGGACGGCUCGCGAACAUGGAGGGAAUCCCGUAUGACCAGAAGUUUCCCAUAAUCUUGGCGCGCCAGCACGAAAUAACGAAAAGGCUUAUUCAGGACUACCACGAGCGGUUCGGACACGCGAAUCGAGAAACGGUCUGCAAUGAACUACGGCAAAAAUUCUGGAUCCCUAAUCUGCGAGCUGCGAUAUCGGAAGUGACGAGUGAAUGUGUAUGGUGCAAGGUGCACCACUGUCUUCCGCAGGUACCCAUGAUGGCUCCACUCCCAGCUCCACGCGUCCGUGCAGGAUUACGACCGUUCAGCUCGGUCGACGUUGACUACUUGGGUCCGGUGGAAGUUACGGUAGGGCGCAGGAAGGAAAAACGAUGGGUAGCCGUGUUCACCUGUAUGACCGUGCGAGCAGUACAUCUGGAAGUGGUGAACAGUUUGACGACCCAAUCGUGCCUGAUGGCAGUUCGCCGCUUUAUAUGUAAGCGCGGUGCUCCGGACGAGAUUCUGUCUGACAACGCAACUUGCUUCAAAGGUGCCAGCAACGAGAUGAAGAAAGCUGCUCAACGGAUUACAACCGACUGCGCGGAAAAGAUAAUCAGCUCUACGACUGCCUGGCGUUUCAUCCCUCCCGGAACUCCACACAUGGGUGGCGCCUGGGAGCGAAUGGUCCGCUCGGUCAAGGAAGCUAUGAUGGUUCUUAAUGACGGAAUGAAGUUAACAGACGAGAUUCUUGCCACCACGUUAGCUGAAGCAGAAGAUAUGAUUAAUACACGACCCCUAACAUACGUGCCGCAGGAGUCGGCUGACCUCGAAGCGCUGACGCCAAAUCAUUUUUUGCGGGGCUCGGUGAAACUAGCAGAUUUGGCGGUGGACAAAGAUGUAAAUCCAGCGCAGGCUCUACGGAACAUCUACAAGCGCACUCAACACCUCGCAAACCAGAUGUGGGGAAGGUGGAGCAAAGAAUAUUUGGCGACGAUUAACAGACGCACAAAGUGGUUCGACGAAAGGAGGCCGCUGAAAGCAGGUGACCUAGUGUUUGUUGUGGACGGUCGGGAUAGGAAACAAUGGACUAGAGGUAUCGUAGAAGAGGUGAUUCCCGGAAUCGACGGCAGAAUUCGCGAAGCGAAGGUGAGAACGUCGGGGGGAGUACACCGACGAGCAGUGGUCAACCUAGCAGUCAUGGAAAUCCAGGAAGGUAACUCCGGAAGUUCCGACGAAAUGCCGGAAGUUACGGGCGGGGGUGUCAACGCAACUGGCCACACUGCUGUCGGACAAAGAACGACGAGGCCAAUUCCCUUCGCGGCGGACGACGAGCUGACACUUACAACAAACGGAAUAAAAAGAAAGUAGGCGAUUAAAAGAUAGCUAUUGUAGAACGGUGUGCUUGAUAAGUCUUAUCGAUCGUGAUCGCAGGUGAAUUUAGGGUUUGUCAGGGGCGCAAUCGUAUAGUUUAAAGUUAAAAUUAUCAUCUUGAGUUUCUGCAAACCGAUAAAUGCUGUUCAAUUAGGGCCAGACCCGCGGAAAAACGCGUGUGCGAAGAUCUAAACGAAGAUUAGAUUUCUUCACUAAGCCUAGAGAAGCAGCUCCACGCAACCCGCGCGCUAGGGUAAAGAGGGAAAUUGUCAGCCAGUAGGAGAUUUCCUUGAACGCGAAUAACUUUCACUACAACUAACUCGCAGUGUCUCGGUGGUAAAGGAGAGGAAAAAAAAACCAAAUUUGUGAGUAAGACCGAUGUAAACAAAUGAAUUCCCACUAAAAUAAACGGUCUCCUUGCAGUUUGAGUUGCUGCUAACAAAAUCGCCAGCUACUACGAAACAUUGGUUUUGUAUC